Molecule: messenger RNA, 3291 nt
Organism: Molossus molossus (Pallas's mastiff bat)
Lineage: Eukaryota; Metazoa; Chordata; Mammalia; Chiroptera; Molossidae
Gene: CD36
Product: CD36 molecule
Exons: 22
Coding region: 1037-2455 (472 amino acids)
Biological process (GO): low-density lipoprotein particle clearance; lipoprotein transport; lipid storage
Cellular component (GO): caveola; cell surface; cytoplasm
Molecular function (GO): scavenger receptor activity; low-density lipoprotein particle receptor activity; low-density lipoprotein particle binding
Source: RefSeq, a predicted model, not a curated record
CCACAGGCCGAUGCUCCAACCGCUGAGCCAAACCGGCCAGGGCAAGCUGAUAUGCUUUUAGAUCAUCUUAUCCAACACUUCCAAAAAAGCAAGGUAUCAAAGAAUUUCUUUGGGAUCAAUUCAACUGACAUUGGAUGCUACCAGUUGCUCCUGGAGAGGAAUAUGCGAAUGGAGAGGUUAAAUAUGUGAAAUAGGAUAGAGUAAGUUUUAAAGGUACAGGGAAGUAAGGCCUCACAUAUAACACUAUGGAAGGUCAAUGCAGGAAAAGUUUCGCUGGCAAUCUGAAUUGAAGAAGACAUCAUGGAGAGGAACUGAUUUCAUUGAAUCUUAAAAUCCUGAAUAUCUCCUUUGUGCAAACUGAUAAUAAUCCAAGGGCGUUUUCCAAAUGUGUUUUUCCUAAAAACAAGUUAUCAGGACAUAAUCCAUAUUUGAAGAUGAUGGUGCUUACAAUGUUGGAGACAUGCUAUGAUAUUUAUUAAGUCUUGAAAUUACUCAUAGGAUGGCUAAUCUGAUACAGUCUCUCUGAAGCCACUCUUAAAACCCUGCAUCUGGGCAAGCAAGAUCCUCUAGAAACUGAAAGAACCAGGGUGAAGAGUAGCUCAUUUUCAAGCUGGAGAACUUGGCAAACACCAGCUGCAGGGUUUACUUUGGUUUAGGAAUCCCACUGCCUCACUGGAGUGCCAAUCAAAAUUCCACAGCCAUUCUUGGCUACUUGGAGGUGGGGCUGACUGAUGUACAGCAGUGAUUUGACCCAGCACUUGGGGCAAACACAAACCAGAGUCAUCAGUGUCAAUCCUGUUGUCUUCCAACCAGCAUUUUGAAAGUACGUUAACACUGGUGGCCUUGCACUUUUCAUCGGACUUCUAACUGACAGCUGACAAUGAUUAGAAGAAUUGAUUCUUUCUGAGACUCAUCAAAUCACGUUCUAUAAAAUCCAUAUCUUGGCUGUUCAUCUGUGAAUCAGCCAGAGUUCUUAGAAACCUGGGACUUAAAGGAAGCAGGUGCCAGACCUUAGCUUUUUCCCUGAACAAGAAAAAUGGGCUGCAGUCGAAACCAGGGGCUCAUUGCUGGUGCUGUCAUUGGUGCAGUGCUGGCUUUGUUUGGAGGUAUUCUCAUGCCGGUUGGAGACAUGCUCAUUGAGAAGACAAUUAAAAAGGAAGUUGUUCUUGAAGAAGGUACAACUGCCUUUAAAAACUGGGUUAAAACAGGCACAGAAGUUUACAGACAGUUUUGGAUCUUUGAUGUGCAAAAUCCAGAUGAAGUGAUAGCUAACAGCAGCAAUAUUAAAGUUAAGCAAGUAGGCCCUUACACGUACAGAGUUCGUUAUCUAGCCAAGGAAAAUAUAACCCACGACUCUGACAACUACACAGUCUCUUUUGUACAGCCCAAUGGUGCCAUAUUUGAACCGACACUGUCAGUUGGAUCAGAGAAUGACACCUUCACCGUUCUCAAUCUGGCCGUCGCUGCUAUACCCCAUCUCUAUCCAAAUGCAUUUGUUCAAAUGGUACUCAAUUCACUUAUCAAAAAGUCAAAGUCAUCUCUGUUUCAAAGGAGAACUGUGAAAGAACUCUUGUGGGGCUAUAAGGAUCCAUUCUUGAAUUUGGUACCAUACCCUAUUGCUACAACAAUCGGUGUAUUUUUUCCUUACAACAAUACUGUAGAUGGAGUUUAUAAAGUUUUCAGUGGAAAAGACGAUGUAACCAAAGUUGCCAUAAUUGACACUUAUAAAGGUAAAAAGACUCUCGGCUAUUGGCCAAGUUAUUGUGACCUGGUUAAUGGUACAGAUGCAGCCUCGUUUCCUCCUUUUGUUGAGAAGACCCGGGUACUGCAGUUCUUCUCCUCGGACAUUUGCAGGUCCAUCUAUGCUGUGUUCGGAGGCGAAAUUAACCUGAAAGGAAUUUCGGUGUUUAGAUUUAUUCUUCCACCCAAGGCCUUUGCAUCUCCAAUUCAAAAUCCAGACAACCAUUGUUUCUGCACAGACAGAGAGGUCUCAAAUAAUUGUACAUAUUAUGGAAUCCUAGACAUUAGCAAAUGCAAAGAUGGAAAACCUGUGAUCAUUUCACUUCCUCAUUUCCUGCAUGCAAGUCCUGAAGUUUCAGAAAAAAUUGAAGGCUUAAGACCAAAUGAAGAAGAACAUAGCACAUUCUUAGAUGUUGAACCUAUAACUGGAUUCACUUUACAAUUUGCAAAACGGCUGCAGGUCAACCUAUUGGUGAAAACAUCAAAAAAAAUUGAUGUUUUAAAGCGUCUGACCAGUAACUAUCUUGUGCCUAUUCUUUGGCUUAAUGAGACUGGUACCAUUGGCAAUGAGAAGGCAGAAAUGUUCAAAAAACAAGUGACUGGAAAAAUAAAUCUCCUUGGCCUGGUACAAAUAGUCUUACUCAGUGUUGGCGUGGUAAUGUUUGUUGCAUUUAUGAUUUCAUACUGCGCAUGCAGAUCAAUGAAAGCAAAAUAAACAGCAAAUGAAUCUUUGCAUUUAUGUACCAGCCACAUCAGGACCCCUUUGUUAAUACUGACCUACAAAAUGAAGAUUUCACAUGCUUUAUUUUUACAAAACAUGCCUCAGCUUAUAGUUGAAGAAAUGGUGGCACUAUUCAUUUUUGCUAUAAGCAGCAAUACAAUUCUGAAGGAUUAUUAAGAUGUCAUUAAAAUCCAUGUGAACAAGAAACCGGCACCUUUAAAAAUUCAUCAUGUGUACAGUUGAAUUGAUUUCAGUUUUUAUGGACCAGAUUCAAGCAGGAAACAAUUAUUUUUAUUUGGUACUGAUUCACUAAUUGAUUCCAUGGUGACAAAUUCAGCAAGGAGUGGACAUUCUAAACAAAGUCUGGAUCCUGAACUCAUCUUCCUCAUCAAGGGAAAGCAGCAUCACUCUUGGUAGGGUCCCUGUUCAGUUGCAGGAGACCCCAGGACGGGUAAUACAUUGUAUUUUAUGAACAUCAAUUAUUUUGAAAGACAUUUAAGAAAGAAAAAUAAAUGAUUAGCCUAUGAGUUAUUUAUUAUACAUUACUUUAAUUUCUUUAUCUAAUGGAUUUUUGUAUAGCAACAGCAGGCAUUAUAAUUAUGUUCUUUAUAACAAUAUGAGCUUACAUUUUUGUCACUGAUUAUGCAGAUGGAAGUCAUUUUUAGCACAUCUUGGCUCUCCAUGUUAAGGACUUUGUCAUUUUCCAUGUUUUGCAGCCCUUCUGGAAAUCUGAGUUGAUUUUGAUCUUUCUACUCAGUUACAUAUAACUUAUGCUUCACAUCUUCAGAAUGCUGUGCUAGUAUGAAAAGAUGUAAAUGAGAAUAAAAGAA